Molecule: messenger RNA, 450 nt
Organism: Tetrapisispora phaffii CBS 4417
Lineage: Eukaryota; Fungi; Ascomycota; Saccharomycetes; Saccharomycetales; Saccharomycetaceae
Gene: MRPL19
Product: mitochondrial 54S ribosomal protein uL11m
Exons: 1
Coding region: 1-450 (149 amino acids)
Biological process (GO): translation
Cellular component (GO): mitochondrial large ribosomal subunit; ribosome
Molecular function (GO): structural constituent of ribosome; large ribosomal subunit rRNA binding
Source: RefSeq, a predicted model, not a curated record
AUGUCUCAAGCUACCAAAAAUUUACUUGUAAAAUUAAUUGUGGGCGCAGGUCAAGCAGCUCCAACACCGCCAGUCGGACCAGCUUUAGGUUCCAAAGGUAUAAAAGCUAUAGAUUUUUGUAAAGAAUUUAAUGCCAAGACCGCCAGCUUCAAACCAGGUGUUCCAAUUCCAGUUCUUAUUACCAUCAAACCAGACAGAUCAUUUUCAUUUGAAUUGAAGUCUCCACCAACAGGUUAUCUUUUAUUGAAAGCUCUAGGUAUGGAAAAGGGACACGGAACCCCAGAUACGAAUAAUCCUGAUAGAAUAGUGGGUACAUUAUCUUUGAAACAUAUAUAUGAAAUUGCCAAAAUAAAGAAGACUGAUGAUAGACAUAAGAUCUUAGAAAUGGAAGGAAUUGUGAAAUCCAUAAUUGGUGUUGCAAAGAGCAUGGGUAUUAAAGUUGAGCCAUGA